UACUUCUCACAUAUGAUUAUGGAGAAUCAAGGAAAAGGAAAGGAAAACGACGGUGAAAUCGAAAUGGAGGAAAUCCCUGAGGAUCUCCAGUGUUGUGUUUGCCUGGAGCUUCUGUACAAACCAAUUGUACUAGGGUGUGGGCACAUAGCAUGUUUCUGGUGUGUACAUUACUCAAUGAAUUCAUGGAAAGGGUCUCACUGCCCAAUUUGCCGCCACCAGUAUCACCAUUUCCCCAGUAUCUGCAGAUUGAUGCAUUUCUUGCUCUUGGAGCUGUUUCCUAUAGCCUAUAAAAGAAGGGAAAUGCAAAUGGCAGAAGAAGAGAAGGAAUUAGGAAUUACAUCACCACAGUUUGAAGAUUUUGCCUCUGAGUAUUGCUCUAAAGAGCUUUCUGCUAAGGACGGCUCUUCAUCACAUUCUCCCAUGGCUUCGCAAAGAUCUGAUUCUGCACUUCUAGGAGAAUCCUCUUCCCUGGUUCAUGCUUCAUCUCAUAUCAGUACUACCGUGUCAAGUUGUAAACCAACUGCUGAUGCAACUAAAAACUCCAAUGAUGGGGAUGAAGUUAAAGCGGAAAUUGCUAAACGGGAGUUCGUGACUAACUUCAAUUGUAGGAUUUGUGAGCAGUUGUUAUGCUGCCCUGUAGUUCUUAAUUGUGGCCAUGUAUACUGUGAGGGGUGUAUUGUUAACCAAUGUGAUAAGUUGUGUAGAUGCCCAGCUUGUCAAAUGGAGCACCCGAAUGGGUACCCAAAUGUAUUUUUGGUUCUAGACCAUUUCCUGGAAAGGCAAUUUCCCGAGUAUGCAUCUAGGAAAAAUACUUAUCUCAACAAAUCCGAUUUGCAAUGCAAAAGCAGCUCAACAGGUCCUGUGAGAACAACAACAAAAGCUGGCCAAUCUCCAGGAGUCGGUCAUGGGGCAUUUGUACCCAAGAUUCACUAUGGUGUUGGUUGUGAUUAUUGUGGGAUGUAUCCUAUUCUCGGGGAUCGCUACAGAUGCAAAGACUGCAAAGAAAAGAUCGGGUUUGAUCUGUGUGGAGCUUGUUAUAACAGUUCGUCAAAGUUACCAGGCAAAUUUAAUCAGCAGCAUAGACCAGAGCAUAAGUUUGAACUCAUACAGGCACCACAAAGCUGGAUACAGAUGUAUGAUCCUCAACGAUUUGUGCAGUUCGUGUACGAGGAUUUCUCAGAGCAUGGUUCUGCCCCAGAUGAUCCCGAGGAUAGUGCGCCAAGCCCAAUUUCUCUAAAUGAUAAUGGGGAAGAAGAAUGUUCCAGCCAAUAGUGCAGUGGGCGGAAUUUUCCCAAAUGAUUGUUGACAAAACCUCAACACUGCCCAUUUUCGUCUCGCAAGCUUAGCUCAAUGGUUCAAGGGUCACCCUGGAAGUGUUGCUUUAGCGGCAGGGUGGCGGGCUACUGGCCUACUGGGGGAUCUAAAGCCCAAAAAAUAAUUGAUGAGCGGUGAUGAAGGCUCAUUUUCUGACAGGCAACAUAGAAGAACAGGAAGUAGUUGACUGGGCGAACUGCAGUUUAGAAAUACUACAGAUUCGAAACAAAA
Messenger RNA from Ipomoea nil (Japanese morning glory), 1545 nucleotides. RefSeq names its product E3 ubiquitin-protein ligase PRT1-like. The coding region runs from base 13 to 1272 and encodes 419 amino acids. The transcript has 7 exons. Gene Ontology annotation, biological process: proteasome-mediated ubiquitin-dependent protein catabolic process. NCBI's taxonomy places the organism in Eukaryota, Viridiplantae, Streptophyta, Magnoliopsida, Solanales, Convolvulaceae. Gene Ontology annotation, molecular function: zinc ion binding; ubiquitin protein ligase activity. The record is from RefSeq and is a predicted model, not a curated record.